Messenger RNA from Nicotiana attenuata, 642 nucleotides. RefSeq lists its product as uncharacterized. The transcript has 2 exons. Bases 1 to 642 code for a protein of 213 amino acids. NCBI's taxonomy places the organism in Eukaryota, Viridiplantae, Streptophyta, Magnoliopsida, Solanales, Solanaceae. The record is from RefSeq and is a predicted model, not a curated record.
AUGACAGAGAUACCUUUGUGGGUGAAAUUUCCCAAAUUGCCUAUGAGUUGUUGGGGUUGUGGAUCUUUGGGCAGAAUAGCUAGUGCACUGGGGAAACCAUUGUUUGCAAAUGAAUGUAUGACUAAGCAAACAAGGAUCUCCUAUGCUAGAAUGUUAAUUGAAGUCAAUGUAUCAAAACCACUCCCUGACACAGUUGUGGUUAUGGAGCCAAAUGGAAAGAAAUUUCAGCAGGAGGUGGUGUUUGAAUGGAAACCUCAGUUCUGCCCUCAAUGUUUAACUAUAGGGCACAUUUGCACAAAGCAACCUGAGCAACAAGGAAGACAAAUGCAGAAUAGAAGAAGAGAUACACAGCAAACAAUUCAGGUUGCAAUCACUCAACACAAAGAUGGUAUGAACAAGCUGCAGCAACAGGACAAAGGACCACGCAGCAAAGUUACAACACAUGUGGAAGGGCCAAAAAAUGCCUCUAAAGACAAGGAGCAGAUGCCUAGUCCAGAGCUGAACUUGAUCAAUUUCCCACAAUUGAGUGCUGUUAUGUUGAGUAAUGUAAAUAAUGGGAAUACUGGGGCAACACAAAGGGAGAUACAGAGAAUGAGACAAGUAGAACCACCUGAACCAGGUGGACCUAUCACUGCUCAAUGA